GUGGCUGAGUGAGUGGCUGAGUGAGUGGGUAGGUGGUUGAGUGGCUGAGUGAGUGAGUGGGUGAGUGAGUGGCUGAGUGAGUGGCGAGUGAGUGGGUGGGUGAGUGAGUGGGUGAGUGAGUGGCUGAGUGAGUGGGUAGGUGGUUGAGUGGCGAGUGAGUGGGUGGGUGGGUCAGUGAGUGGCUGAGUGAGUGGCUGAGUGAGUGAGUGGCUGGUGGGUGAGUGAGUGAGUGGCUGGUGGGUGAGUGAGUGGCUGAGUGAGUGAGUGGCUGAGUGAGUGAGUGGCUGAGUGAGUGAGUGGGUAGGUGAGUGGCUGGCUGGGUGAGUGGGUGAGUGAGUGAGUGGCUGAGUGAGUGAGUGGCUGAGUGAGUGAGUGGGUAGGUGAGUGGCUGGCUGGGUGAGUGGGUGGGUGAGUGAGUGAGUGGCAGAGUGGUGGGUGGGCAUGUCGGACGAGGCCGGAGACGGCGACGUCCUCCUGCACGCCGAGUUCGGCGCGAGGCGUCGCGAGAGCCGUGCCCGCUACGCGCUCACGCUCACGCGCGCCGCGCUGCAUGCGCAGCCCCUGCCGCCCGCGGCGGCGCGAGACCCCUCGCGACGUCUCCUCGUGCCCAUCGACGACAUCGUCGGCUGCCACGCGCUCAGACACAGCAGACCGAAGUCGACCUCUUCGCAGCCUUCACCCUCCCCGCCGUCCCCAUCGUCCCCGGCGCCCCCCGCGUCCUCGACCUCUCAGUGGGCGUACGUGACGGUGUUUGCCUACCCACGGGGGGGCGGCACGGGAAAGGGGCCCCGCUCCUCCACGCGACACACCUUCCGCAUCGACUCGCACGGCGACGCCGAUGGCAACAUUCGCGAAGCGCGCCGCUGGGAGACGGCCAUUCUCAGCCUGCUCAGGGGAGAGAGAAGCCCCUCAGGCCUCCCACCUCGUCGCCGCCGCCUCCUCAUCCUCGUGAACCCGUUCAGUGGGACGAAGAAAGCUCAGCUGAGAUGUCAGCGCAUCCUGCACCCCAUGAUGGAGGAGGCCGACAUGCAACACCACACCAUCAUCACAGAGAGGGCUGGGCAUGCAAGCACCUUGGUUCAGCAGAUGGACCUCUCCGAAUGGGACGGGAUCGUGAUCGUGUCGGGAGACGGACUCCUGUUUGAGGUUAUAAAUGGCCUCAUGUCUCGUCCGGACUGGAAAGACGCGAUCCGGAUUCCUCUGGGGAUCUUCCCGUGCGGAUCUGGGAAUGCCCUGGCUGGAUCGAUCAACCACUACACGGGCCACGACAUGGUGAUGGGCGACGUGCUGGCGCAGCACCUGGCGUUCCUGCUGUGCCGGGGCGGCGUGACGCCGCUCGACCUGGUGUCGGUGCGCUUCGCCUCGGGACGCCGCCUCUUCUCCUUCCUGUCGGUGGCGUGGGGCUUCGUGUCCGACGUCGACAUCGAGAGCGAGCGCUUCCGCGCCAUGGGGCCCGCGCGCUUCACGCUGGGCGCCAUCGUGCGCCUCCUCUCGCUGCGCAGCUACCCGGGCCGCCUCUCCUUCCUGCCGGCGGAGGCGGCCGUCGGCAAGCGCUCCCUCGCUCGCAGCCUCACCACGGCCGGCACCCGCGUCGCCGACGCCGACGCCGACGUUGCCGGGCUCCGCCGGCAGAUGUCGGACCUGGGGCCGUGCGAGACGGGCGCGGGGAACGUGCGGGACGUGAGGCGCGGCGCCGGUGAGGAGGCGGGGAGGAAGGGGGCGGCGCCGGACGAGAUCUUGGACGAGAACCGUAACGGGCACGGGGGCGGCGGCGGCGCCGACGACGACGCCGCCGCCGUGUUUGGCAGCAGCGAUGUGCUGGAGCGUCUGGGCAACAAUCCGGACGAGACGAAUCAUCGCGGGACGAGCGACCGCGAGGAGGGACGGGCGGGGACGGGAAGCGAGAACGAUGUUGGCGGCAGCGGCGCAGGAGGAGGAGGGAUCUCCACUGGAGCCAACAACCCGAGUUUGGACGACGACGACGACGUGUUCGACGGCGCCAAUCGCGGGACGGCGGAGCCCGGCGAGCCGACAAGUGAACCCGGCCGGACCUCGCGCCCGGACAGGACCGCGAACUCCUUUGUCGACGCCAAUGGCGGCGACGUGAACCCGCUCGGCCCCGAGGACGACCUCCUGCCGCCGCUGGACGAGCCGGUUCCCCCAUCGUGGGUGACCCUGGAGGGCGACUUCGUGCUGGUGCUGGGACUCUACCAGUCGCACCUGGGCGCCGACCUGGCGACGGUACCGGCGGCGCGCGCCGACGACGGCGUCAUCCACCUGCGGGCCGUGCGCCGCGGCGCCCCCCGCGCCGCACUCGUCCGCCUGCUGUUCGGCGCCGGCGGCGAGGCGGAGCCGGAGCCGGCGCUCGCCCCGUUCCUCACGGCGGAGCGCGUGCGGGCCUUCCGCCUGCGGCCCCUCGGCAAGGAGGGCGGCAUCGUGACGGUGGACGGGGAGCGCCUGCCCUGCGAGGCGCUGCAGGCCCAGGUGCAUCCUGGGAUCGCCAACGUCAUGGGCUUGAGGGGCGCGGGGCCGCGUGGCGCCGUCUGACGGGCGAGCGGGGCCAGCCGUGCUCGCUCCACUGCCGGGUGAAGGCCUCGCCGCCCGCUCCCAUGCUGCAUUGCGACGACUUGCGCACAUUCCGUUCCUUGGCUGCUGCUGCUGCUGUUAUUAUUAUUAUUUCUUGACCAUUGCACGUUGUAGCCAUGGAAUGUCCUGCCCGGGGCCCAUCUUACUUAGUGCGAGGCUCAGGGUCGUUAUUAGGGUUAGGGCUCGUGUUGGAGUAUGCGUAGUGCGGAACUCACACGGAGGCAAGGUGACGUAACACCCGCUCAUUCUUUAUCUUUAUUAACCUCCCCACACGCGCCGGUUGUAGGCGCACACUAUACCGCACGCACAGCACCACGCAUGAUACACAUGAAUCUCUAUUAGCUACCACGACUCUCACUUCCCCCCCCACCCCCCCGUGGGUUCCAGCACGCCGGCUUUUAUUCCUUUAGACUUCGCCGACCUUCCAGGACCUGCCAACCCGCAGCCCACACACAGAUGCCUCUCCUCAGCCGCACGUGCGUCACUCAAUUACCACACGUGCCUCUCACCAGCUGCGCGUGCAUUACGACACUACAUGUGCAUUGGGCCGAGGGUUAGUGGAAUGGGCCAUUGUGUUUUGACAGCAGGGUUACUAUUAGAAUCGGGUUAGGCUUAGGGCUACUCGCUGUGAUGUGGCGUCACGUCACUCAAGCACGGGACCAAUUACCCCAAUGCCUACACUUACAAAAUGGGGUGAGGUGCCAGGUGUUGGUUGUUAUUAAGGGUUAGAGGCUCGGGUUAGGUCUAUGGUCGGUGUUAGGUUUACAUUUUAUGAUUAUAAUUAAGGCUGUUGCCUGUGCUAGGGUCGGAGUUAAUGUAAGGGUUAGGAAUAGCUUUAAUUUCAAGUUGUUUAUGAUGUAGGUUUGAAGUUUUCGUGCCUGCAGGGAUCCAUACUCUUUGGUUCUUUCGGUAAAGUCACGUCGGUAGAAAACAAAAUCAAUUAAAUGACGACGUUUCGGGCGCAACAUCAGGUGGACGCUUGUGUUGCGCCCGAAACGUCGUGAUUGAAUUUUACCGCAAGAACCAAAGGGAGUAUGUUUAUGAUGUGUUGCUGGUGGUGGUGGUGAUGAUGAUACUUAUGCCUUAAUGUAAUCUCACCACGAAGACGCUACGACACACGGUACGUUAAGAGAGCCGCGACAAUUGUAGUCAUCCAUUUCGGAAAAAAUACCGUCACGUGGUGAUCGUCGCUGGCUCCUUCAGUUUCGCCUAAAUAUUUAAUUUCCUGACGAAAUAUUUCAUUAUUUAUGAAAGAGCAAUAUCUAAAGUUGAUAUAAAAAUAUAAAUAAUUAUUAGGGCCGUCCUUAGAGAGGGUGCGGGGCCCGGGGAAAACGACACCACGUGGGCCUAACCCCGAUGCCUUCAAACUGAACCGGGCGUAUGACGUCUGACACCCCCGCGACGUCGAAGUGUGCGAUGUGCGCCCCCCCCUCCCCAAAGCGCGGGGCCCGGGGCAGUCCACCGUCUCCCCUAGGGACGGCUCCAGGAAGUUAAUACCCGAGACAUUUGUACUUUCUAAAGACGUUUUAUGUAAUUCUUGGCGGAAUUUUUGUUUUUUAAUAUAUAUUGGUAGUGCCGGCUCACUGCGUGGGUGCUGAUGCCUUCCCUCUCAUCUAUGGUUAUCCACAAAUAGAGGAGUUUUGGGUUACAUCGCGUAAAAUAUCAAUGUGUCAUGAAACCCGCCACGGCCAUUUAGUAAGCUUUGUCUCUUACAUAAAAACGUGUGUGGGAGAGUAAACCCACAGCUGCAAUUCGAGCACGACGUUUCACCGGUAAUUACAACCAGCAUCAUCAGGCGAACGUUGUAGUGGAAUUGUACAUUUUGUAGUGGGUUUACUGUUUCAUGUAUCGGUGUGCUGAACUAGUCACGAAUUCGCACGUUUUGGUUUACGUGACAAACCUUACGAAUUGGGCCGUGCCGUGUGGCGGCGGGUUUAGCGACACACAUUUAUAUUUACACGGGCAAACCCAAAAAAACCUCGUGGAUAUUGGUCGUGAAAAGCCCCACAGCUCCGUGUUCAACUCACCUGUGGUUCCUCCCCACGCCCCCCGAGCCGUCCACUCUGCCUCCCUUUGAAAGCGGGCGAAUCCUGCGCAGCGCUUUCGAGAAGUUGAACAUCACGGCGAUUGAUUAUACGACGUCCUCAUCACCGCAGUUGACAUCACGACUGUUGGCGUAACUGACGGCAUGCGCGUUGCAAGCGCGAUGGGAGCGGUUAACGAACAUCGGGGCUCGGGGCGGCGAGCGUCGGGUGACCUGCAGUUGGGGGACGCUUCAGCAAUCUCUCUCGGCACCGACCCGCCAAUGAGCGGCAAAAUUGUGAAAUGCAGAGUCACGGGACACUGGUGACGCGUUGGGUCGCCGCGUCGCAAACUCUGAUAUCAAAUCGCAACGUGAAAAAUGACAUUGCGGGGAAGGACCAAGCAAUGUCGCCGCUUGACUUCCGCCCGAUCAAAAAAAAACUCGCGUAGAAAAUCGCCUCCGUUGAUUUAAAGUCUUUGCAUCUCCGAUGGUGGACAUUCCUAUGGCAGGGACCAGUCUAUUCCAUAUAAUGACCACUAGUGUUGACUUAACACAAAGUAGGUGUUACUUAAUUUACCCAACCUGGAUAUGUGUUGAUGACAAUGACGAUGGUGGGCUGAGUCAACCCAAGACUGUGUUUUGAACUCGGGGGCCUAACGAUUUAUAUAUUAGUUAAUUCAAAUUGAUUAUGACGCUCGCGAUACAUCAGUUGAAUCGUGUGUUAUUCAGAGCCGAUGUUGUUUUGUUUUAACACGCGCUAUUGAGACGAUCGUUGGCGCCCUGAUUAGCGCACCACAUUCUGAACCUGGCUCCCCCAUAGUCACAUCCUGGCCAUGGCCAGCAUCAGUUGUGAGUGAUAUCUGAACAGAUCCUGUUCAGAUAUCACCAACCUCUCCCCCUCCCACCUCCUUUACCAACCCACGCUGACCAGUGCGGUGAGGUAUCGGCAGCCGUCUGGGUAGAUGGGCAGUGAUGCCCUGGCGAAUGCACUCUGUUGAAUCGCGUUGUCAAGUCGCCGUAGGGUAGUUUUGUUCUAUUCAUUCUUGAGUUUAAGCUUUCGUGACUGCAGGAAUCCAUACCCUCUGGUUCUUUCGGUAAAGUCACGUGGGUAGAAAAUAGAAUAAAAAAUAAAUCGCGACGUUUCGAUUGCAACACAGGCAAUCAUCAUGUUGAUUGCUUGUGCUGCAAUCGAAACGUCGUGAUUUCUUUUUAUUUGAUACCUACGUGACUUUAGCGAAAGAUCCAGAGAGUUUGUUAUAUUUCAUCUCCAAGGGUAAUUUCACCUGGUGGUCUGCUCAGACCUCAGUCGGUUGAAGAAACGAGGAAAACAUAUCAGAGGCGGCAGUGAGUUGCCGCUGCUGAGAUCCUGGCCUUGAGCCCUGGGCCUGGGGGUGUCUCUCUCAGGGGGUUCGUAAUGGCCAUGUCUGCCACACCGAGUUGGCACUUCAGAGAUCGAGUCUUGCUUGAGCCCUGGGCCUGGGUGCUUCUCUCUCUCUCAGGGGUUCAUAAUUGUCAAUGACUCAGAGACCCACAGACGUACAAAGAGACCCAUAGACUCUUACAGAGAUGCGUAGACUUGCACAGAGACCCAAAGACUCGCACAAAGACCUAUAACUGACUUGCCUUCUCGAUGUAUCUGUCCAGUGUCUUAAGGUGCAGUCACAUUUCGACGCCGUUUAAUCCAAUAAUCUAUUGCAUAUCAACCUAAUGGGUCACUAGAUCAGUCUAUGGGUCUCUGUUUCUGUACUAGAUCUUGGGACGCAUUGAGACUCACAGGGACUUCGCAUGUACUUAACAGCGGGACCCACUAAUUUGGAACUAAGGAUGCUUCCGGAGAUGACAUUGCAUUAAAAUACGCGGAGAUCACGAGAACGCCCUUGAAGGUCAAAUUAAAAUAGUCUCCAGCAGCAUCGCUAACGGAGCUUUAACUAGGGCCGAACGAUUUGGGGAAAAUAUGUAAUUGCAAUUUUUCUGACAGAUAUUGCGAUUUGAUUUGCGAUUGCAUUUUUAAAAGUCAAGCUUCAGUUGAAUAUUCACUGUGUAAUAGAUUUAAAACACGUGAUGGAGCAUUAACACAUGAUACCGUCAAAAUAUGAACUGCUCUAUAUAUUCGAAUGUAAGGAUGAGAAUUUAUAAGAUAUGAAUUGCUUCCAACAUUUAUUUAUUUACAAAAAAAUAUUUAAAUAGAACAAUCAAACAUAGAACAUUUGUAAAGUUAAAUAAUUAAAGUUAUGAUAAUAAUAAUACAAAAUAAAACAAUUUCAAUAAGAAAGCAAUAGGACUUUUCAAAUCGCAAAAAAUCGCAGCCUUUGCGAUUUGCUAAUCGCAUUGUUUCAAAUUUCGAUUUUAAAUCGAUUCAUCGUUCAGCCCUCGCUUUGACUGCUUCGGCUGUCCAGGGACGGAGCCCAGUCGUGAAGUUCAAGUUUCAAGUUCAUUGAUUAGGUAUAGCCCUGUGAGCCAUUCGGCUCUUGAAUCGGGUGCAACCGCAACAAACAAAAAACAAAAACAUGAACAAGAAAACAUCUUAAAGUGACUAUGUGACUAAGUGCAAACAGAAAAUCCAAAAAAAAGACAGCAAAACAUUGCAGAAAAAACACCGUACACCAACGCUGUGUGCAAAAAUCCCAGUGGGGGUCAAGUCAAACAACAACAACAACCACAAGAAAACUUAGAUUAAGGCCAUCAGUCUAACUCCGUACUUGCAGCUGGUGGAGUCCUCCGCCCGUGGGCAGGUCCCAUGGCUGGAGGCUUCCUCUUCGUUCUAUCCGAUUGCACCCCCCCCCCCUCCUCGCCCUACAGCAACCCUCCACUCGGGAUGUUGAGACAAAGCGAGAUCGAGCACCGACGUGGAUUCCCCCCCCCACCACCGCCCCCUUUGCCUUCUCCACAAGUCUUAUUGAGGCGACCCCAGGUGCGGAUCGAGAGUUGCGUCGGGCAGCGGGUGAAGAGUGGACGAUGCUUGUUCUGCGUCUGUUCUCCGGUGUCGUCUGCUCGAGCAGCCGUGCACAUCUGAUGAUUAUUUGAGCGUCGUUAUUGAGCGCGGGUGGGGGGGGGGGUCUUAGCCCCUCACAAAAGGUCGCCCUUGAUACGACUUUAGUUGGUGUGAUGGACACAAUGAAUGGAUGAGUGCCUGAAUGCAGUUUAAUGUAAUAGAUGUGGGGGAAUGCUACGUACUUUCGGCACUAAAAUGAAAACGAGAAUGACUGAUUUUUUAUCUUUUUUUCCCACCGUUCUGAACAUGGCCUUAAACUGAGUGCCUGAAUGAAGAAUGCUGACUGCACAAUCAAACUGCCGAGUUUGGCAAAAAAAAAAAGUUGAAGGCAUAAAAUAAAAAUCAAUAUAUUUAUACGCCGCCAGAAUUGCAGCUGUAAACUCAUGUCUUGUGGCUGUGUUUAAGUGACAAGAGCAGUUGGGUGACGAGCUCGUAUAUAUGACGCUGUGUUUAUUCAACACAGUCUGAUGUGUUAGGAUAUAUAGCUCAUGUAUUGCAAUAGUUGUGUAUAACGGAAAGCCAUUACAGUAAAACCUUGGAUUGCGAGCAAAAUUCGUUCCGGAAACGUGUUCGUAAUCCAAAGCACUCGUAUAUCAAAGCGAAUUUCCCCAUAAGAAAUAAUGGAAACUCGGAUGACUCGUUCCACAACCCAAAAAUAGUCUUCAUAUAAAAAUGAUUAAUACAAAAUACCUUUUUAUAUUACUAUUUAAAUGUAAUAUAAAGUAAUAAAAUGUAUUAAUUAAAUUUAAUCGUAGCUGGUGUGAGGGAGACGAGAGAGAGGAGGGUCAUUGUGUAGGACGACUUUCACUUGCGGUACAGUUACUAAAGAACAGUCGCUACACUUGGACACAAUUUAAAAAAAUGCUUUACGCACACACUCGUGGUCACAACACUAUAGUAACCAGUAUACGCUCGCACGGAUGUUGACUAUACGAGCGAGGCACGCCGACUGAGACCGAGCAUGGGAGACGAUUACCCACAAUCCCGCAGCGAGAGAGAGAGAAUAACCAUUGGCUCAGUUGUGAUCACGUGAUGCUCGGCAGACAAAGUGUAAUACUGUCCGUACUCCAGUACUCGUAUUGCAAGACCUCGCUCGUUUAUCAAGUUAAUAUUUAUUUUAAAAAAUUGCUCGUCUUGCAAAACACUCGUAGACCAAGUUACUCGCAAUCCAAGGUUUUACUGUAAUUGAUUGACGUGGUGUGAGCCAAACGAAGGUAGCAUUCGUAAGGUGAGCGCGUGUCCUGCAUUGCAUGUGUCGAGGGUUCUUUAUUGGACGAUCGGGUUCUGUAUUGAAUGGGACGAGGGUUCUGGUGUUUAGUUAUAUAAUUGUUAUUUAAAGUUUCAUUUGACAGUUGCUGGGAGACUUGCAGUAAAGUCCACAAUGAUGUCAAUAAAACUUAUUUAAUUUA
Molecule: messenger RNA, 9010 nt
Organism: Lethenteron reissneri (Far Eastern brook lamprey)
Lineage: Eukaryota; Metazoa; Chordata; Hyperoartia; Petromyzontiformes; Petromyzontidae
Product: sphingosine kinase 2-like
Biological process (GO): phosphorylation; positive regulation of apoptotic process; sphingosine biosynthetic process
Cellular component (GO): cytoplasm; intracellular membrane-bounded organelle; membrane
Source: RefSeq, a predicted model, not a curated record